AUGCAUGGCAUUGAGUAUGUGAAUUCGUGCUCUAGCACUGAAGCAAUAAAUAAGAAUAUAAUCCGGAAAAACAGUAACAUACCGCCUGUGCGGAAAUCAUUCCGAAAGAUUAAAACUCAGGAUACUGCUCCAACAUUAUCCACUAACAGCGGGAAGAAUAAGACAUCUUGUUCAUCAACCAAAGUACCAACCAGUGCUUUUUGCCGCCUGCCAUCAGAAUCACAUACUUGGAUGGCAACCACGGUACAGCAUGCACCAAUGACUGCUCCUUCAUCUUCCAACUCCCACCAUCAUGCCAGUGCUGGUGGUAAUGGUUCGCGUACUGGUACGCAAAUAUCCUCUCAUCAUGGAGCUCACCCAAGUUCAAGCUCUCAUCACGGUACCAGUGGUGGAUUUCAUGGAAAUCAUCGUUCUUCAAAUCUGAAUACAACGCGUGUGCAGAGCAGGUCGCGAACCACUGAUGACCCACAUAUUGGAAAAUAUAAGUUGCUCAAAACGAUUGGCAAAGGAAAUUUUGCCAAAGUUAAACUAGCCAAGCACAUUCCUACGGGUAUUGAGGUUGCGAUUAAGAUAAUCGACAAAACUGCUCUCAAUCCAGGCAGUCUACACAAGCUGUUCCGAGAAGUAAAAAUAAUGAAACAAUUGGAUCAUCCAAACAUUGUGAAACUUUACCAAGUGAUGGAAACUGAAAAUACAUUAUACCUUGUAAUGGAAUAUGCGAGUGGUGGAGAGGUAUUCGAUUACUUGGUAGCUCACGGUAGGAUGAAAGAGAAGGAAGCAAGGGCUAAAUUUCGACAAAUUGUGUCCGCUGUACAAUACCUACACCAAAAAAAAAUCAUACAUAGGGAUUUGAAGGCGGAAAAUUUGCUACUCGAUUCUGAUAUGAAUAUCAAAAUAGCUGAUUUUGGAUUCAGCAAUCAGUUUGUAAUAGGUAAUAAAUUGGAUACAUUCUGUGGUAGUCCGCCUUACGCAGCUCCGGAACUGUUUCAGGGAAAGAAAUAUGAUGGACCAGAAGUGGAUGUUUGGAGUUUAGGAGUUAUUUUAUACACUCUUGUCUCUGGUAGUCUACCUUUUGAUGGGCAAAAUUUGAAGGAAUUAAGAGAAAGGGUGCUGAGAGGAAAAUAUCGAAUUCCAUUUUACAUGUCAACCGACUGUGAAAAUCUUCUUAAGAAGUUCCUUGUACUAAAUCCAGCUCGUAGAGGAACAUUGGAAGCAAUCAUGAAAGAUAGGUGGAUGAAUAUAGGUUAUGAAGAUGACGAAUUGAAACCAUAUAUCGAACCACCGAAGGACGUUAAAGAUGAAAAUCGAAUAGCCAUUAUCCAGCAAAUGGGUUACAGUCGUAAUGCAAUAAUGGUAUCACUGGACAAAGGUAGUUUCGAUGAUCUUCAUGCCAUAUACAUUUUGCUGGGAGAAAAAAAACGCGAGCUUGACGGAGAAGCUGUCCUAAAUGCUCAAUUGAAUCCCGCAUCAGCACAAAGUGUUGCUCAUGGAAUAACGCAAGGUCAAAGUCCGCAUACUCAACCACCCGCUUCUACUGGUUUUGCUAUGACCCAGAAAUUUGUGCCUCGUUCAACAUCAGCCCAAGUACCAUCAAUAAAGACACGGCGUGGAUCACAGGAGCAAACAAUUACACCAGCUGCUCAACUUCCAACAACACUUUUACCGUCGGAAAUUCAUGUCACAACAUCACCUGGAACACAACGAGUCAUAUCUGGUGUAGCACCGGUUACAAUGCGACAUGUUGUUGGUCCACCAGGUGGUCGGCAAGCGCUUAGUAUGCAACCAGGUCAUAUAAUGCCCAACUAUCCUUCAAAUGUAAUGCAAGCCGUCGGAAGUGGUGUACAAGCUGCUGCUGUUUCUGGGUUUAGGAAGGCUUCCGUUCCGGCACGAACACCGCUAUCUAAUUUAGGGGCGAGAGGAAUCUUGCCAACGGGACCACGAUUUGUGUAUCCGACAAUUGAUACGAAAGGUUUACCUAAGAGUAUUACUGGAUCUUCGUCUGCUCGUGGUACUUCGAGUUCGCCAUUUUCUUCAAAUUCUGCGCAGCAGAAGAUCACAUCGCUACAGAAAAGCGGCUCUAUUUCGGCAACGCCAAAUGAGCCGUCGAUUAAGGAGGAUGACAAUGAAAACGGUGAACUGUUCGCUACUAAUGGCGAUAACGGGAAAGCUGAACUAGCAGUUACAGCGCAUGCAACUACUGAUAAAGGUGUCGAUACUGGUCGUUACGCUGGUAGUGAUGCCGAUGAUGGAGAUUCUACCGCGAUAUCACGGCAGCAGUCACCUGCAUUAACACUUGGUCCAACAAUAGAGCAGCCGGAAAAAAAAGAGGAAAAGCUUCAUCAAAGCGCAUCUGCACAAGCAGUUAUCAAAAAUUUAGCUAUUAACGAAACAUCACCAUCUGCGUUGUUGCCACAUUCACAGAAUAAUAGCCCAAAGUUGACCAAAUCUGCAACUGGCACUGCUCUGAAUCCUGUUGUGGUGACAGCACCUUCCUUAGACGCACAAACUAUACCAUCAACCGCAGUGUUAAGUACACAUGGUACAGCAAUACAAAAUGCUGCCUUUCCUAGACAUACUCGUAACAGGCAAACUUUUCAUGGGAAAACGGAGCACAACAAGGGAAGUUUGGAUGAUGAUGUUGAAACGGAGGUAGUACAUGGUGCUAAUACAGCAGGCAACGGUGGUCCACGUGGAUCAUUCCUUUCCAAACUAUCCAAGCUUACUCGCCGGUUAGUAGUUCCAUUUCAGCCAGAUGCUGAUCUAAAUUUUGUUCAAAACAUGAGCACUUCCUAUGUAAACGAUUUCUGA
Brugia pahangi is the source of this 2808-nucleotide messenger RNA. The record is from the annotation of a GenBank genome assembly. NCBI's taxonomy places the organism in Eukaryota, Metazoa, Nematoda, Chromadorea, Rhabditida, Onchocercidae.